AUGGAUCGAUUUAACCGAAUGCUGGCUGCGGCACAUAUGGGUGGCACACAAACUGGGCAAGACACAAACUUAGUCGACAAUUCAGAAACCGUCUACAUUUCCUCCCUCGCCCUCCUAAAGAUGCUCCGACACGGAAGGGCGGGUGUUCCUAUGGAAGUCAUGGGACUGAUGCUCGGCGAGUUCGUUGAUGACUUCACUGUCCGAGUUGUCGACGUCUUCGCGAUGCCGCAAUCAGGAACUUCCGUAAGCGUCGAGUCUGUUGAUCCGGUCUUUCAAACAAGGAUGAUGGAUAUGUUGCGCCAAACAGGUCGACCAGAGGUGGUAGUGGGAUGGUAUCACUCACACCCCGGGUUCGGAUGCUGGUUGUCCUCGGUCGAUAUCAACACGCAGCAAUCAUUCGAACAGCUGACUCCCCGCGCUGUGGCUGUCGUCGUUGAUCCCAUCCAAUCCGUCAAGGGUAAAGUCGUCAUCGACGCAUUUCGGCUUAUCAACCCCCAAGCCAUCAUGAUGGGCCAAGAACCUCGCCAAACCACCUCAAACCUGGGUCAUUUGAACAAACCCUCUAUUCAAGCACUGAUCCACGGCCUGAAUAGACAUUACUACAGCAUCGGAAUUCAAUACCGCAAGACCGGCUUGGAAGAGAACAUGCUCAUGAAUCUGCACAAGGAAGUCUGGACUGAAGGUCUCGAGUUACCCUCGAGUUUUGGCUCAGAACGCAAAAGAAACGAAGAAGGUCUACAGCAACUCGUUCAGCUUGCCGAGGGCUACGAGAGGCGUGUGCGAGAAGAGAACGAGUUAACCGCUGAACAACUCAAGACAAGAUAUGUGGGAAAAGUUGAUCCGAAGAAACACAUCGAGGAUGUCGGCCAGCGGUUGAUUGAAGACAACAUCGUUGCCGUGAACAGGCAAAUGAUCGACAAAGAGGCAAGUGUGGCCAAAAAACCUGUGCAAGCGAAUGGCAAUGGCGCAAAUGGUGCUCAUCGAGACGGUUCUGGGCAAAACGGAGACAUGGAAGUGGAUGAGGAGCUGUAG
Molecule: messenger RNA, 1032 nt
Organism: Fonsecaea nubica
Lineage: Eukaryota; Fungi; Ascomycota; Eurotiomycetes; Chaetothyriales; Herpotrichiellaceae
Product: 26S proteasome regulatory subunit rpn11
Exons: 1
Coding region: 1-1032 (343 amino acids)
Biological process (GO): proteasome-mediated ubiquitin-dependent protein catabolic process; protein deubiquitination
Cellular component (GO): proteasome regulatory particle, lid subcomplex
Molecular function (GO): metallopeptidase activity; proteasome binding; protein binding
Source: RefSeq, a predicted model, not a curated record